AUGGGGUGUGUCAACUUUAAGGCCAAAAUUGGACGAUUUCCUGGGCAGCAAAAUCCAGUUACCCUUGCAGCAGAUACAGCUUUUUAUGUCAGUGAUGUUGAAGCAUUAACAGAUGUUUUUAAGACUAUGUGUAAUUCAAUCGAACCUGACGGAAAAAUAAUCAAGGAAGAAUUUAAAUUAGUGCUCUUCAAAGAUAGUCAAAGACAAAAUUUAUUUGCAUAUCGAAUCUUUAAUCUAUUUGAUCUGAAGCAGAAAGGAAAGAUUUAUUUUGCUGACUUCGUUAAAGUAUUCCAUGUCUUCCACUCGGAUACACCAGUCGAGGCCUAG
Messenger RNA from Vicia faba (fava bean), 327 nucleotides. Lineage: Eukaryota; Viridiplantae; Streptophyta; Magnoliopsida; Fabales; Fabaceae. The record is from the annotation of a GenBank genome assembly.